Messenger RNA from Parastagonospora nodorum SN15, 1248 nucleotides. RefSeq lists its product as hypothetical. The record is from RefSeq and is a predicted model, not a curated record. The coding region runs from base 1 to 1248 and encodes 415 amino acids. Gene Ontology annotation, molecular function: metallocarboxypeptidase activity; zinc ion binding. Gene Ontology annotation, biological process: proteolysis. Lineage: Eukaryota; Fungi; Ascomycota; Dothideomycetes; Pleosporales; Phaeosphaeriaceae. The transcript has 2 exons.
AUGAAGUUCCUCCUCACAUCGGCGCUGCUUGCGUCCACGACUUUGGGCUCCGUGGUUCCAAGAGCUGGACAGAAGGUCGACUACAAUGGCUUCAAGGCCCUUCGCAUCACCUUGCCAGAGGGUUCCGAGAGUGUCAAGGCUCAGGUUGAGGACCUCGUCGCCCACGUUCUCAACCCUGGCAAGUCUGCUGAGCUUGACGUCGUUGUUGCGCCCCAGGAUGUCGAGGCUCUGAACGCUCUCGUUGGAGAGAGCAAGGUCAUCGCCGAGGAUGUUGGUGCUGUUCUUGCAGACGAGGGCGAGGUAUCAACCUACGCUGUGCCAUCGGAGUCGUGGUUCACCGCUUACCACCCAUACGCUGACCACCUUCAAUUCUUGCGAGACUUGCAGGCCGGCUACACCGGCAACUCUGCUAUCAUCACAGCCGGAACUUCCGUCCAAGGCCGCACCCUUACCGGUAUCCAGAUCUGGGGAAGUGGAGGCCGCGGAUCCAAGCCAGCGGUCAUUAUCCAUGGCAACGUCCACGCCCGAGAAUGGAUCACAUCCAUGACCACCGAGUACUUUGCCUGGCAACUAUUGACCAAGUACUCCUCGGACGCAACCAUCAAGUCCCUGGUCGACAAGUUCGACUUCUACAUCACCCCCAUCGUCAACCCGGACGGCUUCGUCUACUCCCAGACCACCGACCGUCUCUGGCGCAAGAACCGCUCCGUCGUAUCCGGAAACUCCUGCGUCGGCACCGACAUCAACAGGAACUGGCCCUACAAGUGGGAACUCACAAACGGCGCCUCCACCAACCCCUGCUCCGAAACCUACAAGGGCACCUCCGCCGGCAACACGCCCGAGAACCGCGGCGUAGUCGCCCAGGUAAACCAACUCCGCGACUCGCGCGGCAUCCGCCUGUAUCUCGACGUGCACUCGUACGGCCAAUACAUCCUCUCGCCCUACGGCUACGAUUGCAGCGCGCGCCCAGAGAACAACGCACAGCACCUGUCCCUCGCGCAGCGCGCGGCCGCCGCUAUCCGCGCUGUGUCCGGCACGGCGUACACGACGGGCCCGUCAUGCUCGACGCUGUAUGCGACGACGGGAAGCUCGACGGAUUACACGGAUGUUACGGGUAAUGCUACGUACUCGUUUACGUACGAGUUGAGGGAUAAGGGCACGUUUGGGUUCAGUCUGCCGGCGAAUCAGAUUCAGCCGACUGUUGUGGAGACUUGGGCCGGGCUGGUGAGUAUGUUGAAGGAUGCUUAG